CACGUCGGAUUCACGAUUUUUCGCACAAAAUUAUAUGCCGCGUAGACGAUACAAUUUUUUUAAAGGUAAUAAUAACGGCACCUAUAUAGGCACCUCGAGGUUUCCAGCGCGGAAACAGUUGAUUGUCGCCUCUCUGGUUACUUUAUAAACGCUGAUUAACUUUAAGCGCAAUCAAAACAAAUCAGAAUUAAUUCAAACCGAAAGACUGGGACACAGAGAUGUUGCAACUGGUGUUCAUCUUGGCGUUAUGCAUCUGCCCAGCACUCCCAAAGGAGCAACACCAGCAGGAGGGGACACCUCAACUGAGACUCUGGCUGACGAUAAGCGCACGCAAACGAUUCCUGGAAGUCUCCUGGAAGCAUGCUCCAGCUCGGGAUGGGGAUAAUGUUUUGUUAACUGCACAGGAUCCGCAUAGUUUUGAGCAGCGUAUUCUGCCCACGGGAACACCACUCGCAUCCUUCAACAGUGAUGGUGUGGAGGGCAGCGGUUCGAGUGGGGAUCAGGUGGCAUUUAUACCGUUUAAUGGUUACACCAGCACGCCGGGCUCUGUACCAAAGGCGCCGACAAUUGGACCACGCCUGCAUUGGAUUUCGAAUAAUGGCAACAAUGAGAUCGUGGCUGCCAUUAAACCAAGUCAAUCCGCCCAAUGGUUCACCACUGGUGUGCCCUUUGAUUAUGCCCUCUCGCGUAAUGUGAGCACGGAGAGUGCCUGCUACGGCUACUGGGCCAGCUACAUCGAUGCCCAUGGGCAUAUACUGGCCAAGAGCUGUGUGAGCGCCCAUCCACGCUGGAUGAAUGAGAUGCGUGCCGUGUUGGGUGGACUGCGUCUGCGAGAUCUCUUCAUACCCGGCACCCAUGAUUCGGGCUCAUAUCGACCCAAUUUCGAUCCGCUGUUGCGCGAGAGUCUUGUGACCAAGUACGCUCUCACCCAGGACGAUGAUAUACGUGGCCAGUUGCUGCACGGUGCUAGAUAUCUGGACAUUCGAGUGGGCUACUUUAGCCCAGCGGAGGAGAAGUUCUUCAUUUAUCAUGGCAUCACGAAACAGCGGCCACUCAACGAGGUCAUACAGCAAGUCAAGGAUUUUGUGCUGGCCACCAAUGAGAUUGUGAUUUUCGGACUCAAAGAGUUCCCUGUGGGUUUCGGCAAGGGUCUGGGUGUGCAUCGGCUGCUGGUCAGCUAUUUGCGCCAGCAAUUUGGGGAUCUUUUUGUGCAUCCAUCGCUGACAUGGCACGCGACCCUGGACGACAUCUGGAGGCGAAAACAGAAUGUGAUAUUGGCCUACGAUAAACACGAAAUGGUUGAGGAGUUUCCUCAGCUGCUCUUUGGCGCCGUCGAUCAGCGCUGGGGAAAUGUGCAAUCCUGGACACGUCUCGAACGACAUUUGCGCUUCAUCAACGAUUUCGAUGUGUCUCGCUUCUCGAGUCGGCCUGUGGUGGAUAUGGCGGAGCUAACACCGCAGACCUGGGAUGUCAUACUGGACAAGCAUGGUGGGCUACGCAAAAUGGCCGAUAAUGUCAAUUGGCGCAUCUCGCAGCUAUAUCGGGACGAGCUAGGCGGACAUGCCAAUAUUGUGGCAGCCGAUUUCAUACGGGGCACAACUCUAAUCGAUACCGCCAUCGAUUUGAACAGGCGCAAAAUUGCGUAUUAGACACAAAAUAACACAGUUCAGAUAUAUAUAUAUAUAUAUAUAUAUAGAUGUAUAUAUAAUCACAAACAACCAUAACUGUAAUAGACACAUUCACAAUAACAUUUAUAAAAUCCAUCUGAAUAAGUCACAAUAUUUGUUGUGUUGUGUGUGUGUUUUACAAAUUGUAGUAUAUUGAUAAAUAUGGUAUAUACUUAGUAUUAUUUAUGCUUAUAGUUUAGAUUCCCUAAAAGUGUCACCAUUGAGGCAAGUACAUACUUCCAUAUACUUUAUAUAUGUAUAUUUGUAUGUUAGAAACUCAACGCUUAAGAACUUAAAAUCCUUGCGACUGCCAUCAUCACGUGAAUAAAUACAAAAAAUAAUA
Messenger RNA from Drosophila grimshawi, 2010 nucleotides. RefSeq names its product PI-PLC X domain-containing protein 1 (gene PLCXD). The transcript has 4 exons. Bases 219 to 1649 code for a protein of 476 amino acids. Gene Ontology annotation, biological process: lipid metabolic process. The record is from RefSeq and is a predicted model, not a curated record. Gene Ontology annotation, molecular function: phosphoric diester hydrolase activity. NCBI's taxonomy places the organism in Eukaryota, Metazoa, Arthropoda, Insecta, Diptera, Drosophilidae.